AUGUGUGGCAGUUACUAUGGCAACGCCUGUGGCUACGGCUGUGGCUAUGGAUCUGGCUACGGCUGUGGCUACGGCUCUGGCUACGGCUGUGGCUACGGCUCUCGCUAUGGCUGUGGCUACGGCUCUGGCUACGGCUGUGGCUACGGCUCUGGCUACGGCUGUGGCUACGGCUCUGGCUACGGCUGUGGCUACGGCUCUGGCUAUGGCUGUGGCUAUGGAUCUGGCUACGGCUGUGGCUACGGCUCUGGCUGUGGCUACUGGGGCUACAGGCCAUUGUGUUACAGAAGAUGCUACUCUUCUUGCUGGUAG
Messenger RNA from Eptesicus fuscus (big brown bat), 309 nucleotides. RefSeq names its product keratin-associated protein 21-1-like. The record is from RefSeq and is a predicted model, not a curated record. The coding region runs from base 1 to 309 and encodes 102 amino acids. The transcript has a single exon. Gene Ontology annotation, biological process: hair follicle development. NCBI's taxonomy places the organism in Eukaryota, Metazoa, Chordata, Mammalia, Chiroptera, Vespertilionidae.